AUGAGUGCUCUUCUUCAAUAUAAUAAAAUAACAUACGAGUGUACUUGUGGAAAAUGGCGAACACUUCCGGAUCUUUUUUUCUGUAGGCAAUGCUUUAAAAUUAAAUGCGAUGACUGCAGCUGUAGAGAAAUUGAUGUGAUUUUCUGUCCACGAUGUCUCGAACCGUCGAGUCCGCCAGAUGCAAGACUCAAGAAGCAUCGUUGCACGAAUUGCAAUGAUUGCCCGAACUGUGCGAACGUUCUGAGUGCGAGAACUGAAAAUGAAAAGUGUUAUCUGCUCUGUCAACAUUGUCGUUGGUCAUCUCGAGAUGCUAAUCAAGAAGAUCGAGAUAAUAUUCGUUCGUGGCCCUCAAAAGAGAACCCGUUUGCCAAUGAACUUAAUGAAGUGACGGCGUAUAUGAAAAGGCUAGAGAAGAUUGAGAAUGCUCCGAAAGAUUUAAAGAAAGGAAAGUCGAAAGCGUGGUCAGCUUUCCAUCUGAAAGACAAGUUCGGUGUUCAGCAAAUGGUUGAGAAGAGACGAAAACAAUUAGUUCCAGAAGUGAAUCCCAUCGAUGUUCACGCUCCGACGGAGGCACCCACCCUCGAGGAUGAAAUGAAAGGUCGUUCAGAUGUACUUCGAACGCUUGAUCAAGUAAUUAUGCAACCACUGACUAAUUUAUCAGAAUCCCUUCUCCCAGUGAAAGUUGCAUUACAAGGAAGAGUUUUGGUCAGAUGUGAUGAAUGCGAAAGAACUCUUGUAAAAAGAGAUUUCGGUGUCGCCACCUAUAAAUUCAAGAUAUCAUCAUUCGCUCGAGAAUUCGUUCCCGAUAUCAGGCUGUCCCGUCCGAUCGGUGAACUUAAAGUUGGACAAACGUCCCACGUCCUGCUCUCUAUCACAAACCUGUCGCUGUCUCCAUUAGACCUAACUCUCACUCCUCAAUCUGGAGAAAGAACCAUUCAAUGUUCCAGUGAUCCUAUCAAGCUAGUUCUGCCAUCUCCAAGAAGUGCUGAUUCUGCUGCUCCCGGUGUUCAUGCAGAACAAAGUGAUGUCAUCGUGUUCCGCCAGCAUAAUCGUGUUGGUCUCCGAUUGGAUGUGAUCCCUUCGGAAUCUGAUCUUUCUUCUCCUGUAUUAGAUCUUCUCAUAACUUACAGCCAGGAUGGUUCAUUCAGUCAUCUUGCUGCUAGUGAAAAAAUACUCAAACCAGAAGAAUCUGGUGUCGACCGAAUUCUUUCUGCUCGUCUCAGAAUAGACCUCAACUAA
Caenorhabditis remanei is the source of this 1239-nucleotide messenger RNA. RefSeq lists its product as uncharacterized. Gene Ontology annotation, cellular component: dynactin complex. Bases 1 to 1239 code for a protein of 412 amino acids. Lineage: Eukaryota; Metazoa; Nematoda; Chromadorea; Rhabditida; Rhabditidae. The transcript has 7 exons. The record is from RefSeq and is a predicted model, not a curated record.